Alternaria burnsii is the source of this 234-nucleotide messenger RNA. RefSeq lists its product as uncharacterized. The annotation marks the transcript as partial. The transcript has a single exon. The record is from RefSeq and is a predicted model, not a curated record. Lineage: Eukaryota; Fungi; Ascomycota; Dothideomycetes; Pleosporales; Pleosporaceae.
AUCAUCCAUGAAGGCAAUUUAGGGAAGUCGGACAAAGAAGCUAGAGUUGGGGAUGUGAUUGACAUUUUCGAUGGCAGUGACGUACCAUUCGUGAUACGAAAGACACGGAGUGAUAAUGGUUUACGCUGGAAGCUAGUUGGUGAAUGCUACUUGUGUGGUUGGAUGGAUGGGAGCUACUCCGAUCACCGAAUUGUAGAUGACUUAGACGAUGGCCUUGCCACGGCAGACACGUAG